GCUCUUCCACCCCACGUGAACUGGCGUGAGUGCUAAACGUGUGGCCUGAGUGCACUCUGCGUCCCUUCGUAACCAGGAUAAUUUGAUCAUUUGUUUUGAUUAUAUGGUUAUUGCAAGUGAGAUCAUGGAGGUACUGGAGGAGGACGAGAUGUUCAGUGAGGAUUCAGAAGACGAAAACAGCGACCUGUCAGACAACGCGCUCCAAGAAGCUUUCGCAAAAGGCUUGUUGAAGCCCGGAAUGAACGUGAGGGUGGACAAACCCCAAAAAUUCGUCAACAAUGUGGCAGGCAUGAAACAGUGUUUAGAUGACUUGAAGAAAGACCUGCCCUGGGCGGAGAGAUUGGAUCUCACCAACCUGCCUGUUGAAGACGUCAUCGCAAAGAUUGGAGGGAAUAUGCAAACUGGCAUCAAGGGAGAAGUCAAUGCAGAUGAUGAUUUCCAGAGGGAGAUGUUCUUCUACCGUCAGGCGCAAGCAACAGUUCUUGAGGCUCUGCCUCUCUUGAACAAGCAUGGCAUUCCCACCAAGAGGCCUGAUGACUACUUUGCUGAGAUGGCCAAGUCUGAUCAGCACAUGCAGAAGAUCAGGAAGAAGCUGCUCGCAAAGCAGGCGAUAAUGGAGAGGUCAGAGAAGGCAAAGAAGUUAAGCGCGCAAAGGAAAUUUGGCAAAAAGGUGCAAAUAGAAGUGCUCCAGAAGAGACAGAAGGAGAAGAAGGCAAUGAUGACUGCUGUGAAGAAAUACCAGAAAGGAAUGACUGACAAGUUGGAUUUCUUGGAGGGAGACCAAGAGGCACCCAAAAAAGACACUUCUCAGAGCUCCAAGAAGGCGUUGAACAAGAAGGGCCCCAGUGCCAAGAGAAAAUAUAAGGACCAGAAGUUUGGCUUUGGAGGCAAGAAGAGUGGAAAGAAGUGGAAUACGAAAGAAAGCCACAAUGACGUUUCCAGUUUCCGCGCUAAAGUGGCUAAUGCAAAGGGUGCAAAAGGAAAGAAGAAAGGCAAAGGAGGAAAACAAAAUAAACGUCCAGGGAAGUCAGUACGCAGGAAGAUGAAGGGUCGCUCGUAAAAAACACAUCGAGGCUGUUCAGGUCUUGAACUUUGCUUCCAGGUGGAUUUCUUCACAGUUGACCUUCCUUAGGAACUCUGACUUCUUUGUGACAUUUUGUUCAAACUGCCCCCUGCCCAAGUGGAAGUUGUUGAGCAAGAGCAUCGCCUAAUCAUCAGGCCGCAUCAAGGGAGGAAGACUUUCAGUUGUGGUUUCGAGAACCCAAUCCUUUUUUAGGGGGGGAUCACACUUGUGAGACUCCGAUAUAUGUUUUGUAAAACUUCUUACUUGGUAGGUAAGACAUUUUAAACCAUUCUGAUUAUUAAAUGUCAUAACGGACGGUCUGAUUAUGUGAUUACAUGUGAGUAUCCACAUUGACUUUCCCUCCUUAUUCUACUUUUUUUUUUCGGUCGGGUAUUUUAAAAAUACUUGGUGACGAUCACUUUUGACCUUUUUCUUCAAUUCGUAUGGUUCUUACGGGAUGGCCAAGAUUCAUUUGUAGAGACCAUGUGCCUGUACUGGUUUUCUCGAUCUGUUUCUGACAAAGUAGGGUCUCCUCUGAAACUUGAUGGUGGAAAAAGACCAUAACCAAUUAUGAUGAUGAGUCUGAUUUUCCAUAAAAAUGUAAAAUUAAAGAACAGCUCCCUUUUGUUGUA
Messenger RNA from Hippocampus comes (tiger tail seahorse), 1695 nucleotides. RefSeq names its product EBNA1 binding protein 2 (gene ebna1bp2). Bases 104 to 1060 code for a protein of 318 amino acids. The transcript is spliced from 9 exons. Gene Ontology annotation, cellular component: nuclear periphery; preribosome, large subunit precursor; nucleolus. The record is from RefSeq and is a predicted model, not a curated record. Lineage: Eukaryota; Metazoa; Chordata; Actinopteri; Syngnathiformes; Syngnathidae. Gene Ontology annotation, biological process: rRNA processing; ribosomal large subunit biogenesis.